Messenger RNA from Syzygium oleosum, 2051 nucleotides. Its product is annotated as protein ACCELERATED CELL DEATH 6-like. The record is from RefSeq and is a predicted model, not a curated record. Gene Ontology annotation, molecular function: protein phosphatase 1 binding; protein phosphatase regulator activity. Gene Ontology annotation, cellular component: plasma membrane. Bases 26 to 1894 code for a protein of 622 amino acids. The transcript is spliced from 3 exons. Lineage: Eukaryota; Viridiplantae; Streptophyta; Magnoliopsida; Myrtales; Myrtaceae.
CAAAAAAAAGCUCCUGCAGUCCGAAAUGGAUCACCGAAGUGAAAUAUGGGCAACCCAAAACGAAAGGCUUGAAGCUUUGAAGGCGAGAUACGUCCCGACUCCAGAUAACCAACAACAGUUCGGAGCUGGUGAGUUGAACAAAAUUAUGGAUCGUUACCUAUAUGAAGCCACGAAAGAAGGGGACGUCGAGGAAUUCAUCGGUGCAUUAGAAAAUGUGUCGAAGUCAAGGAAACUAGCUUUGUCGCUUAUCUUCGACCAAGUCGCCUCCUCCAGAAAUUCAUUGCUUCAUGUUGCAGCAACCUCGGGGAAAGAUGACCUCAUUGAGCUCAUUCUCGAUCAUUUCCCUUACCUCGUGACCCGAAAAAACUCCUCGGAGGACACUCCACUCCAUGUCGCCGUUCGAAAUGGAAGCUCAAAGGCGACAGAACUGCUGAUACGCCGGGGAGCAAACUCGGAAAUCAAAUACUGGAAGAACAAGGAUGGUAAAUCUCCGUUGUAUCUGGCAGUCGAAAUCUGCAAGAUUUGUGAUUCAAAUCCCGAGGGGGUGGGCUGGAAGAUUCUUGAGCUUCUCGUGCAAGAAUUUGCUCGAGAUGAAGCUUACGCAGUAAAGAUCGAGGGCAUGUCACCAGUUUUGGCUACAUUUGAUGUGACAUUAGGUUUAUUGAGAAUAUUUAUAGACCGGCUGCCGAAGUUACUUCAUGUGCGCGGUGAAGACGGGGGGACACCACUGCACGCAGCAGCAUCGGUUGGGUAUUUUCGGCAAGCGAAGGUCCUGCUGAGGAAAUGCCCUUAUCUCGCCCUUCAAACAGACAAGAACGUCUCCUACCCGAUUCACAUCGCUUGCGAAGGCAGCAGCUUCUCGACAUUCGAAACGUUACUAGACAACACGUGGCCUGACCUGGCAGAUAUAAAAAACAAUGAGGGUCAGAACAUUCUUCACGUUGCAGCCAAGGCCGGGAACGACCACAUGGUGCAAAAGAUACUCAAGGCACGCAGCAAGCGCGUCAUCAUCGAGAAGCUGGUGAAUUCGGAAGAUGUCCAUGGAAACACCCCUCUCCAUUUGGCAUCGAUGCACAACCAUUGCGACGUAAUGCGCUCCUUGACGAGCGACAAGAGAAGCGACUUGCAGCUUGUAAACAAUGAUGGAUUGACCGCCCUGGAUGUGGCCAUGGAAUCCGGAAGCUUGUCGAUGAAAAAUCCAGCGUUACUAGGACGUGCAAUUUUGAUUGUCGCUGGUGUACGGCGAAGCGAUGGUCGAGACGUUCUGUCAUCAAGAGAAGAAUGUGCUGGAGCGAGCAAAUCAUCUCCCGCUGAAUGGAUGAAGGACCAGGUUAAUACUCUAUGGGUAGUGGCCGCCCUUGUGGCCUCCGUCACGUUCACUGCGGGCGUAACGUUGCCCGGCGGGUACAAUGCUUCCAGUGAUCCCCACCCAGGAACGGCAACCAUCCUGCACAAAGAAGUGUUUCAGAUUUUCGUGAUUGCCAACACGUUAGCCAUGUACAGCUCCAUCCUUGCGGUCGUAGUCCUCCUCUGGGGUCUCAGUAGAGACUUCUACGUUGCGGAGCUAGCUUGCCAUUCGGCAGGGCCAUUACUGCUAAUGGCUCUCACCGGCAUGUCCGUGGCGUUCUUCGCCGCCGUAACCGUAGCAGUGAACAAACUUACUUGGCUCGGGAGCCUUGUUCUGUCGGUCGGAGUCCUUUACCUCGCGAUGGUCAUCGGGGUUUUAGCAGCCUUGAUAUUCCCAUCCUCCAAGUCUGCUAUGCGCAUUGUGGUCUUUUACUAUCUGGCCGUGACCCUAUCGGCAUCUGCAGUCCGGGGAUUUGUCAGAUUUUGUGUUACUAAUUUUCCCUUCUUUAUGGAAAAAAUUUGCAACCGUCCAUUUAUUCAAUUUUAACUGGGAAUCGUCCAUUGCUAUCCGGACUUUGGUCCAAUCAAUAGUCAAAGUCUGCGGGUCGUAUAUUCCAAUCAUGGCAGUUCUCGAAACGUCAUCGGACUUGUAUUCUGUAUGAUUAAUGGUUCUUUCAAUUAGAAACUAUUCAGAGUCUUCUCUA